Messenger RNA from Striga asiatica, 1828 nucleotides. Lineage: Eukaryota; Viridiplantae; Streptophyta; Magnoliopsida; Lamiales; Orobanchaceae. The record is from the annotation of a GenBank genome assembly.
GGUUACUGGUUUACUGUUUUUUCUUUUCCUUUCAAUGUUGUUUUUCGGCAUGUGCUGGUUGAACCGGGUCUGGUACCCGGCUCGUUCCUCAUCUCUACAAAAAAAGCUCGAUGAUCCCGAUGAAAAUUUCCCCCAAUUCAUCUCCUUCCCUCCGAUCACCUUUAAUGGAGUCUAGGAGUUUCUUUAAUUUUUCGUUUUAAUCUUCAAAUUCAACAAUUAUUUGAUUCGAAUCGGUUUAUCAUCGAUUCAUCGAUCCAUUUUUCCGACGAAUCUAUCGACUCGAGGAAUUCUAGAAAUUCUCGUAAUUGAAUUUGUCCACAUUCUGUCCCUAUCAUUCAGACGAUGGGAAUCAAACGUCCGUUAGAUGCGGAAGAGUUUCCAGAGCCUUCCUUCAGCCUACCUAAACCGCUUGAUUAUAACAAAAGGCUCAAUUUAAAUAUGGAUGAAUCUCACAUAAGUACUCCAGAAGCUGAUUUUCCUGGUUAUAUCCCGCUAGGUGGAGCGAAGAACGCUCCCUAUGAGUUCCAUUACGAUGAACCUCUCGAGCACAACGAGCCAGACGACACUACUUAUCCUGCUGACAGAGAAUUCGAGCCGAGUGCACCCUUUUCUUUAGUCACCAGCAGCAGCAGUAGUGAGGAAGAAGAUUGCGGAGGAGAAGGGCCCACCUCUUUCGGGCCCUAUUUCCCAGAAAACGACUUCAGCAUACCAAGGCGCCCCACCGAACGUUUUCACAACCCCUACAUCUCCUUACUGUACGGGCCUCCAAUAAAGGAAGUCCCAGUUGGGCCUGACUACCAAGCCCAAAUCCCGACAUAUGACCCGACUAGCGUCAGCCCGAAAGAACUUCCCUUGAUGGGCUCGACGAUUAUUUCUAUGCCCGACACAAAUGACUCGACGACCCUGGAUGGGCUCGGACCGGCUUCCUGCACGUGCCUUGACAAUGGCUCCAUGAGGUGCGUGCAGCAGCACGUGAAGGAAGCAAGGGAAAAGCUACUCGACUUAAUCGGGCCUGAGAAUUUCGUGAAGCUGGGUUUUGACGAGAUGGGGGAGGAGGUGGCCCAAAAGUGGGGCCCGGACGAGGAACGGGCCUUUCACGAGAUUGUCCUAUCCAACCGUGUUGUGUUCUGGGAGAAACUCCGGGCCGCGUUCCCGGCCCGAACGAUGAGGGAAUUCGUCAGCUACUAUUUCAAUGUGUUCAUGCUCCGGAGGCGGGCCGCCCAGAAUAGGUCGUUUGUGCUCGAGAUUGAUAGUGAUGACGAUGAGGGGCGAGAGGAGGAUCUUGAUUCCGUGUAUAAUGACGAGGCCCGGGGGCAAGAUGGGGAAUGCUAUUUUUUCUGUGGAGAUGAUGAUGAUGGGUCGACGGUGAAGGUGAAGUCUUUGGGUGACGAGGAUUUGGAUGCCAGCUGGAUGGAUGAGUUCUGGGCCGAGCCUGGGAAAGUCAACAAGGCUGGAAAACAAGAAAACUGUGCUGAUGAUGUUGAUGUUGAUGUUGAUGUUGAGAAGAAAGAUGGUUUCGGAAGAGAAAAUGAGGUGGCCAGACAAGAUGAUGAGAAGGUACAUGACGAACGAGCCUGAAUUGUAAAACGUUAACUUUUAGUUAUUGUUACCGGUUGUAAAAACGGCUGCAACAUGAAAUUUUUGAGAUGGCUCCGUUUGGGGUGAAUGAGAUUGUAGGUGAAAGUGGCCUUCUUUGUGGACUGUGUAAUGGCCAACUUUUUAAAUUUAUAGUUUCUUGUUCAUCCGAGGUAAUUUCGGGUCACCUUCUCAAGUAAAGAAUCUAUCUCGGUUCAGCUUCUCAAUUAAACAAUCUAUCUCCUAUAUAAUU